CACACACACACACACACACACACAUACACUGCAGGAGCCUGUUGGACAGCCAUAAUGAACCCCAGACCUUCAGUGGAGUGGACCAUUGUCACCGUCUCCAUCUAUGGGAAACUUGCCGUGCCCCUCGCUGCUGAGCCUGGACCUGAGCUGUUGGUUGGAUUUUUCUGUUGAUCUCGACGCAGGAUAGAGUUCAGGGGGAGGAUGACGAUUGAGCUGCAAAGCCCUGAGGAUGGUGGAGGUGGUGGUGGCCAUGUGGACAUACUGAGCACAGAGGAGCUGGAGUGUAAGAUCUGCUACUGUGCGUACAACCUGACAAGUCGUAGGCCAAAGGUGCUCGAGUGCUGCCAUCGUCUGUGCGCCAAAUGCCUCGCUAAGAUCCUGGACCUGGGUGAGUCACCUCCCAAUGCUGUUGUGUGCCCAUUCUGCCGCUACAUAACCAGACUGCCUGGAGAGGCGGUGAGCAGCCUGCCAGAUGACUGCAACCUGGUGGCGGCACUGGCCCUCCAAAGCAGGAAUCAAAGGAACCUGCACUUCCACCAGGAGGCGACCACGGAGCUGCUCCUCAGCCCCAGGCGCCUGAGCUCGCUGAUGGGCAGCAACCUACCUGUGAUGCCCCCUUCCUCCUCCUCAUCUGCGUCUUCUUCCUCCACCACCUACUCCUCCAUUCGAGGGUCCCCUAACUUUGUGGUCAUUACCAUCAUGGAGCCUCCGCCAAUGCCUAUUUCCACACAGGACCUCCACCUCCACCACCAGCCACAUGGAUCUCACACAUCAAACCGAGGCUACCGCUCAUCAAGUCUGGACUCCAUGGCGUCCAUCACGCAGAGGUGGACGGUGUGGAACUGUGCGGCCCUCCUGUGCCAGACCUCGGCUCGGGCUCUGGUGUGGGUGCUAGGGCUGCUGUACUUCAGCUCACUGCCCAUGGGGGUUUACCUGCUCAUCAUGCAGAGGACAACGCUCGGGGUGCUGCUGGUGAGCCUGGUUCCUGCCAGCCUUGUCAUGAUCAUGGUGUACGGCUUCUGCCAGUGUAUCUGCCAUGAGUUGUGGGACUGCAUGCCUCCGUAAUGGGACCAGAUGAAUGGGCAAUGGUUUGCUUUGAAUAUGCUUGACGAUGGAUCUCCAGAAUUCACUAAUGGGGAUGUUACUGUGUAACUGACCAUGGAAACACUUCAAUAGCAGAAAAAAAUGCUCCUUUUCUUUAUUGGAGAAGAGAGCAAGCACAUUCUGUACAUUACAAAUGGAGCUCACAGUUUGGGGCUUUUCAUUAUUAUACAUGUUAAUUUGUGCUUUGUUUAGCUUGGUAGCUGACUAAUUACCUGAUAGAGCUCAAAGUGUCAGAUUUAGCUGAAACUUUAAUGCCAGUUCUGGUGGAAUCUGCUAAAUAUUAUGCAUAUCGGCCGACUGUUGUAGUGAGAAACCUGAAGGUAUUUAAGGUGUUAAUAAUUACUGUCUCUGACACCUGUGGAUCUCAUUUGUUUCAGAUUGUGUUACAGCCAUAAAA
Molecule: messenger RNA, 1501 nt
Organism: Epinephelus lanceolatus (giant grouper)
Lineage: Eukaryota; Metazoa; Chordata; Actinopteri; Perciformes; Serranidae
Gene: rnf182
Product: ring finger protein 182
Biological process (GO): protein ubiquitination
Cellular component (GO): cytoplasm
Molecular function (GO): ubiquitin-protein transferase activity
Source: RefSeq, a predicted model, not a curated record